GAGAAGACAGCAGACACAGACGAUGAAAGAGUUAGCUAUCAUAAAAUAAAAAAGCAAAGAAAGUUUGAUCCUGAAUUGUGGGAUAAUGUUGUUGCAGAGAACGUUUCCUGUCUCCCAACCGGUAUUGAUGGACUUUGUGCAUACACGAUAAAGUGCAAAGCCACUGACAAAGUGAAAGUUAUUCAAACUGACGGUAGGAAGUGGAAGAAAAGUUCAGCUACUAGGUGGAAGAACUUUGGAGAAAUGAGGUAUGCAGACUGCCGGGGCUCAUACAAAUGUGAGAACAUUGACUGCCCAUAUAGGGUUCAAUAUGGAGUCAUAAACCGCAUGCAAAUGAAAAAACGUGAAGGUGUACAUGUUUGUGGGGUCUGUGAAGAUCCUGCCGUGUUUGUUGAAUGCGCUGCACGCCGCUACCUUCAGACAGGGAAAAAACACAUUAAGGUAUUUCACUGUGGAACACACACCUGCCCAGUGCAAGAAAAACCUGCCAAACCAGCAGAACGAGUGAAAGAAAUAUUGCAGAAAAAUCCUGAUAUGAAGCCGGCACAAGUCCAGUCAGCGUUUGUCUUAUCGGCAUUGAGAAGCGGCGAAGACUGGACUACGGUAGUAAGUGAGGCGUCGCAGAUAUUAGACAAGAAGUGGAUAGCGAACCAAAAGCAAGAUCUCAGAAAGAACACUUAUCCGUCGGGCGAAAAUUUUGAAGCUCUUGCCACCUUCAAAGAGUAUUGUGACAAGGAAGAUAAACUACUAGUGUUUAAGAUAAAUGAUCGAAGAUGCAACCCGGACCUACCAUCAUACGUGUUCAAGACAAGCAAAGCUCGCAUGCAAAUUGCAGAAAACAUGAAUAGAGACGGUAAGCACUUCAUGAGCAACGAAUAUUGUUUCUUCGACGGGAAAGUCAAAAGAUGUCGUAAUUAUGUUACACUCACGGCUAGUACGUACUAUCCACUACUUAAGCGGCAGAUAGUCUUGGCCGUGAUGGAAGCAGAAAGAGAAAAUUCUGAAAAUAUUGAGCAAUUUUGGACAUUGUUCAAUGAAGCAUUGAAACAUGCAACACAGAACAAAGAUGUAGUCUUUAAUCCAAUCGGAUGGUGUGUGGAUAUGGCGGGGUCAAACAUGAAUGGUUUAAAGGUGUUUGGAGAAGACGCUCUGCAGAGAAUAAAAAGCUGCGAGUUUCACUUUAAACAGAAUAGAAAUAAGAUGGCUCAAAAGCUGAGCAGUGACGAGGAUUCCCAAGAAUUCAAAACGCUCUGCGAUGGUUUACUUCUGGCAAAUAUAAGGGAAACAUAUGAUGCUGCAAAAGAUGCAGUUUAUCAGUUUAUUAACGCAAAGCCCGAGAGAGCCUUUCUGUCUACAUGGGUUGAUUGGUGGGACCAUCGCAGAGCAUUUAUAUUUCGUGCUUUCUCACCAAGCACGGAAGCUCCAAACAUGAACCUCGCGGAAGUCAUCCAUGCCAGUUGGGCGCACCGCGACCGAGCUAAUCUUUCUCUUCUUGAUGCUGCUCAGGCAGACACAAGAGACAGUGUCCUACUGGAAGCAGAGCUAAAAGCAUUCGAGAAGGGAAACAUGAAAGGAGGUGUUGGUCCAAGUUAUGUGGAACGGCGAGAGCGAACCCAUAAAAAAGAAGUCUUGCGUGCUGCUCAAGUUGGCAAAGAAAUCUCGAAACUACGAGGUAACUUAGUGGACCCUUCCUCUGGACACCGUCCUCCACUGGCAAAAACAGGCAACAAGAAGAAAAGGAACAACACUCGAUCUACUACAGGUUCCGACUUAUACAGCAACCCCACAGUUCCUUCUGCCCCCCAGUCAUGUCGGUCAUACACCAACCCAACUUGUAAUUCUGUCCCCCAAGAACCACACAGCAACCCGACUUGUCAUUCUGUCCCUCUACCACACAGUAACCAAACUGGUCAUUCUGUCCCCCUGCAGCACAACAUCCCAACAGGACAUUCUGUCCCCCUCCCACACAGUAAUCCAACUUGUCAUUCUGUCCUCCUUCCACACAGUAACCCAACAGGUCAUCCUGUCCCCCUACCACACGGUAACCCCACAGGUCAUCCUGUCCCCUUACCACACGGCAACCCAACAGGUCAUUCUGUCCCCCUGCCGCACAGCAACCCAAAUCCUGCCUCACAACACCCUACUAUGUGGCAUUCAGGUCUAUCACCGUUCCCUUACGAGUUAGUAAUACUGCCAAACAAUGUGAGAGUGUGUUAUGGUUGUUACGCUGCUUUUACAGACCAAUACCGCAAUUCGCCAUACAAUGUUGUGAUCAAGCAUUGCGACCGAAGGUUUAUACGGCGAGAUCAGGCAUCAGGGCAGCCAAUUUACUCAAUUGAUUUUCAAAACACUUAUUACCAUCUAGAUCGUAUGCACGUGCGGCGUAAGAAUCCACUUUUUAACGAUACCGUUCAAGUUUCCAUAGAGCUAUAUCAGUCCUUGGACUCCGCUCAAAGCGACUAUGUUUCAGCCAGUGGUUUACAGAUUAAUUUAGUUUAG
This is a messenger RNA of Porites evermanni, 2499 nucleotides long. NCBI's taxonomy places the organism in Eukaryota, Metazoa, Cnidaria, Anthozoa, Scleractinia, Poritidae. The record is from the annotation of a GenBank genome assembly.